AUGCCAUACCCUACGUCACACAAUCUGGUAGAGUUUAACCCAUUUGAUGAUUCAUUUCAGAUGCCACCAUAUAUACAUUCCCCGCCACCGAGUAAUCUAGACCACCUGAGUCAAGAAGCGUCGUUGGCGUCGAAUGUGCGUAUUAGUGCAGAAUAUGAACAAAAUGUUGGAAGUCCAUUCAUGAUGACUGAUGAAAGUUUGCAUGACGCCGAUGAAAUGCUCUUCGACAUAAAUGAAGAUAUAGAUGAAGAAGAAGAUUUAGAGGGUACCACUGUUGUUUCGGAUGAUGAGGUACGAGUUGAAGCACCAAGGACUAGGAGAGAUGAUGAAAGGAGACCGGUGUAUGUGACAUUUGGUUGUUCCCGUGGCGGGAAGUACCAACCUAAGGGUAACAAUAUCUCGAGGCCACGGCCAACAACCAAAACAGAUUGUAAGGCGAGGGUAAAUGCGACCUUGAAUAAGAAUGAAAAAUGGGUAUUCACCACUGUUGUAAAUGCGCACAACCACAUCAUUGUGAGGCCCAAGAAGACAAGACUUUUGCGAUCUCACAAGUGUCUUGAUGAAUACAGUCAAAGGAUUCUCGAGCUUAAUGAUAGAGCUAGUAUACGAAUGAGCAAAAAUUAUUAUUCACUUGUCGUUGAUGCGGGGGGUUUUGACAAUCUUCAAUUUCAAGAGAAAGAUUGUCGGAAUUUUAUUGAUAAGACGCGAUAUUUGAGGUUGGGCAAAGGAGGUGGCGACGCCCUUAAUCAGUAUUUUCAAAGAAUGAGAGAUCAGAAGGACGGUUUCGUCUCUAAUAUGGAUGUGGAUGAUGAUGGAAGGUUACGGAACGUGUUUUGGACUAAUGCUCAGAGUCGAGCGGCCUAUGAAUAUGUUGGUGACAUUGUAACUUUUGAUACAACGUACCUAACAAAUAGGUACGGGAUGCCGUUUGCCCCAUUCGUUGGUGUUAACCAUCAUGGGCAAUCCAUAUUAUUAGGAGCAGGGUUGCUUUCAAAUGAGGACACACAUACUUUUAUCUGCUUGUUUCAAAUGUGGUUAAGUUGCAUGAAUGGUAAGGCACCCAAAGCUAUCAUAACCGACCAAGAUCGGGCAAUGAAAAAUGCUAUUGCAUGUGUAUUCCCCCAAACUCGACAUAGAUAUUGUUUAUGGCAUAUUAUGCGCAAACUUCUAGAGAAGUUAGGGUCUCAUGCCAAAUUCAAUGUGGGGUUGAAGACUGAUAUUCAAACUGCAUUAUAUGACUCACAGACCACUACAGAAUUUGAGGAAAAUUGGGGUCAACUACUUGCGAACUAUGAUUUGGUCGGCAAUAAAUGGCUUCAAUUCUUAUAUGAGGAAAGGUCUUCUUGGGUUCCAGCUUACUUGAAGAGUGUAUUUUGGGCUGGUAUGAGCACGACCCAACGGUCUGAAAGCAUGAAUGCUUUUUUUGACAGCUAUGUCCAUUCUGGAACAACGUUGAAAGAAUUUGUGGACCAGUUUGAUAACGCCCUUAGAAAGAAGGUCGAGGUAGAGACAAUUGCGGAUUUCAAUUCUACCAACCAAACUAUUCCCUGCUUGUCUCAUUUUAACAUCGAGAAGCAAUUUCAAAACUUAUAUACUAAUGCAAAGUUCAAAGAGGUCCAAGGAGAGUUGCUGGGCCUAAUGUGUUGCAAUUGUUGGUUGGUAAGCACACACGGAUGCAUUUUAAAAUAUGAUGUCUUGGAUGAAAUAUCUAUUGAUGACCACAUUAAACCAGUCCAAUACUCUGUUUACUAUAACGAGGAGGAGGUGGAGGUAAAAUGCACAUGUGCACUGUUUGAGACGAGAGGGAUUCUAUGUAGGCAUGCACUUAGAGUUUGUCAAUUGAAGAGAAUUAAUGUGUUGCCUGAUGUAUAUGUCUUGGAUCGCUGGAGAAAAGGCAUUAAGAGGAGAUACACUUUACUUAGAAGUAGUUACGAUGACCAGCGGGAUAGAUCAGAUGCCAAGAAUUAUGAGCUUGUGGUUAAAAGAUGUUCACAAUUAGCAACCAAAAUUUCCUCAGAUAAUGAAAAAGUCAGUGCAUUACUGCGUGUUGUUAAUGACUUUGAGACAAAAUGUGAAGGUUCAACACUAGAGUCGACAUGCGAGCAAACGAAGAUGCAACACAAUUGGAAGACAGUAAGAGAUCUCAAGAACCCCAAGUUGAUGAUGGAGUUUGUGUUGGAACGCAAAGCAGCAUUCUUACACAAUCAACCCAGCCGUCUAAUGAGGUUAGAGCUAAAGCAUCAAGUUAGAGAUGCUUUUUCAGGGGUGAGAUCUGGAGCAAUUACUGGUAAUAUCUGGAGCAAUUACUACACUGGUUAA
This is a messenger RNA of Carya illinoinensis, 2319 nucleotides long. Its product is annotated as protein FAR-RED IMPAIRED RESPONSE 1-like. The transcript is spliced from 6 exons. NCBI's taxonomy places the organism in Eukaryota, Viridiplantae, Streptophyta, Magnoliopsida, Fagales, Juglandaceae. Gene Ontology annotation, biological process: regulation of DNA-templated transcription. The record is from RefSeq and is a predicted model, not a curated record. Gene Ontology annotation, molecular function: zinc ion binding. The coding region runs from base 1 to 2319 and encodes 772 amino acids.